Messenger RNA from Pantherophis guttatus, 9329 nucleotides. The record is from RefSeq and is a predicted model, not a curated record. NCBI's taxonomy places the organism in Eukaryota, Metazoa, Chordata, Lepidosauria, Squamata, Colubridae.
CCCAGGAUUCCUCCUCCCCUGAACCCAGGAUCCCAAUAACAACCAGUUGCAAAUGUCUGAUUUAACAAAUGCUGUACAAAAUCCUUAUCCAACAUGGAACACCAAAUGUCUUCCUGCAUUUUAAUUUUCCAAUUUUGUCUCUUCCUCCUAACACCACACUCCCAAACCUCACUAUUCCCAAGAUACAACCCUUCCUGUUGUGCGAGGUCUACCCUUCAACAUGUUUUUGACCCACCGCAUUUCUUGCACUUUUCCUUGUAUGCUUCCCUUAUUGACAGAUUCCCUAACCAUCAGCCUUUCGGAGAAGGCAUAGUUCAGUGAGAACUUACCUUUGAAGGAGAUUCUUCAGGUAAAUUGUCUCAGCAGGACUGAUGAACUAAAAUUUUAGAGUAGAGAAUACUGGGAAGAUAUAUUUGUGAGCCAAAAGCAACCAUACUUCAGUGGUAGAUAAAUGAACUGGGUUAGGCCCCCAGCAUCUCCAGAAAGAAGAGAGGAUAAUAGUGUCCCUUGCAGGAAGUUUUGUGAGAUCACUCAAUUCUAAGAUGUGUAAACAAGUAAUUUGUAUAGAAUGCAGCACCUAAAAUCUUUCUGCCUAGUUGCUAUCCUUUGCUAACUUCUGUACUCAAGAAAUUCUGGGGACUACAGUCUUGUGUACAGUAUAUUAAAAUUUCUAUGUCACAAAGCAUUCGGAGUUUGCAAAUCCUGAAAGUUCUCAUCAAGAAGUUGAUAAAAACUAUUAUUAGAGUGACUAAUUCAGUGGGGAAAAGUUAUUGGAAUGUUGGUCUGUGACAUCCAGGGCUUCCUAAUGUUUCCUUGAGCAACUUCCUUGAGUUUUGUUGGAAAUUAUUGCUUUAAAUUUAUACUAAAUUUAUAUAUGUGAUUGUGAAGAGCUCCAAAGUUCUUCAGAUCCCAAAACUUCAUAGUUGGAGAAUAAUCAGAGUGAUCAAAUGUCAUCAGGGAACCUUGGAAUUAUAUCUAAGUAUAAACAGAAAGCCUGAUAAGUCCUAAGCAGAACUACAGUUCCCAAGACUUAUUAUCUGAGGCCUCUAAAAGAUACUAGAAAGCCUAGAUGGGAUGCUUCACAAGUCACAAGGCAAAGUACAGGAAUUGUAGUUUUAUAGAAAAAACAUAUUAAAAAAAAUUAAAUUAGUUUCAAGUAGGUUUUAACUUAAAAGUUUAGGAAACCUUGAAAGCUAAGUUCUGGUAUGAUAUAAAUCGCCAUCACCUACAGGUUUGAUUCCCUUCACCCCUGCACCUAUGCUUGCCUGUCUCUUACUAACUUCCUGCUUGCAACCUCUGGGUUUUAUUGUCCUUCCUUUGUCUGUCUUCUGCCUGGGCUUCUGCUCCUUCUCUUUGAUAAUGCAGCUUCUUUUGUGUCUUUUGCAAUAGAGGGAGGGGGGAUGCUGAAGCCAGUGUCUUAUUUACAAGUACCAAACUUUGGCGUGUAGGUUGGAAUAGCACUUUGAACAGCCAAUGGAUUAUAGAUAGAUUUACAUAUUAUAGAUAUACUUUUGACAUGAAGAAAUAUAUUAUGGCAUAAUAGGCAUUAUUUAUUAUCCUCUGGGAAUUUGAUAAGUUUGUAGGAAUUGUUUUGCCACCAAGUCACUAAGGGGCACAGUAAAAGAGUGCUGAUGUUGGUGAGUGGAAAAGGUGGAGUAGGAUUAAGUGGGAAUAUGGACAUGAAGUCUAAAACCAAGUUAAAACCUUAUAGGGUUCUCCUCAACAUGAUGACCUUCAAAUGUGUUGAAACUUCUGAAGUCUCACCACAUCUGGAGAAGCCAAGAUUGGAGAAAGUGGAUUUUAAUAGAUAUUAGAAUGGAAUGGAAACUUGUGGAUUUAAGGCUUUUUUUGAAUUCCAAGUCACACCAUUUCAAUGGACUCCAUUGGCUGAAGCCGAUGAGAGGUAAACCAUUAGGAAUUCUCUAGACACACGAACCAGAACUACUGGCCCCCUAUCUCUGAAAUAGGAAAAGAAUUAGGAGUCUCCCAAAUCUUUAAAGGAUCUUGUGCCAUUUUGCUUAUCAUAGGGAAGGUCUGGAAGAAAGAAAGUCUAAUUUUUGUUUUGCAUCAUAUUAACUUCUUUCCUCUCUUCUUGUGCUUUUUCAUCCUCCAAUACUUUACAGGCUAUGUCCUUAGUUCAGUCCAGGAAAGCUGGUAUUACAUCAGCACUUGCAUCAAGCACUUUAAACAAUGAAGAGCUAAAAAACCAUGUUUACAAGAAGACCCUCCAAGCCUUAAUCUAUCCCAUCUCUUGCACAACCCCCCAUAAUUUUGAGGUGUGGACUGCCACUACUCCCACCUAUUGUUACGAGUGUGAGGGCCUGCUCUGGGGCAUUGCACGCCAAGGAAUGCGGUGUACUGAGUGUGGAGUGAAAUGCCAUGAAAAGUGCCAAGACCUGCUCAAUGCCGACUGCUUGCAAAGGGCAGCAGAGAAGAGUUCUAAACAUGGGGCAGAAGAUCGCACGCAGAAUAUUAUUAUGGUGCUGAAAGACCGUAUGAAAAUCCGGGAGCGGAAUAAACCAGAAAUCUUCGAGUUAAUCCAGGAGAUCUUUGCGGUGUCCAAGACCACCCACACCCAGCAGAUGAAGGCAGUCAAGCAGAGCGUUCUGGAUGGCACUUCAAAAUGGUCGGCCAAGAUCAGCAUCACAGUUGUUUGUGCACAAGGCCUGCAGGCGAAGGAUAAAACGGGCUCCAGUGACCCCUAUGUAACCGUCCAGGUUGGAAAGACCAAAAAGAGAACAAAAACCAUUUAUGGAAAUUUGAACCCCGUCUGGGAGGAAAACUUCCACUUUGAGUGUCAUAACUCCUCCGAUCGAAUUAAGGUUCGGGUAUGGGAUGAAGACGAUGACAUCAAGUCUAGGGUAAAACAACGCUUCAAGAGGGAAUCUGAUGACUUCCUGGGUCAGACAAUCAUUGAAGUGCGGACACUGAGUGGAGAAAUGGAUGUCUGGUACAAUCUGGACAAGCGAACAGAUAAGUCAGCUGUAUCCGGAGCUAUCCGAUUGCACAUUAGUGUGGAGAUCAAAGGAGAGGAGAAAGUGGCACCUUAUCAUGUGCAGUACACCUGCCUUCAUGAAAACCUAUUCCAUUUUGUGACGGAUAUCCAAAACAACGGUGUCGUCAAAAUCCCAGAUGCAAAAGGGGACGAUGCUUGGAAAGUAUAUUUUGACGAAACUGCCCAGGAGAUUGUGGAUGAGUUUGCUAUGAGAUACGGAGUAGAGUCCAUCUAUCAGGCUAUGACGCACUUUGCCUGCCUUUCCUCAAAAUACAUGUGCCCAGGGGUGCCUGCUGUAAUGAGUACUUUAUUGGCCAACAUUAAUGCUUAUUAUGCACAUACCACUGCCUCCACCAAUGUCUCUGCCUCUGACCGUUUUGCCGCUUCCAAUUUCGGGAAAGAACGGUUUGUCAAACUGCUGGACCAGCUGCACAAUUCCCUGAGGAUCGAUCUCUCAAUGUAUAGGAAUAAUUUCCCUGCCAGCAGUCCUGAAAGACUGCAGGACCUUAAAUCAACAGUGGACCUCUUGACCAGCAUCACAUUCUUUCGGAUGAAGGUCCAAGAGCUCCAGAGUCCACCACGAGCCAGUCAGGUGGUGAAGGAUUGUGUGAAGGCCUGCCUCAACUCAACUUAUGAAUACAUCUUCAAUAACUGCCAUGAACUCUAUAGUCGUGAAUACCAAACUGAUCCUAGCAAAAAGAGUGAAGUGCCACCAGAGGAACAGGGUCCCAGCAUCAAGAAUCUAGACUUUUGGUCCAAACUUAUAACCUUGAUAGUAUCAAUCAUUGAGGAAGAUAAGAACUCAUACACACCCUGCCUCAACCAAUUCCCUCAAGAGCUGAACGUUGGAAAGAUCAGUGCAGAAGUUAUGUGGAAUCUUUUCGCUCAGGACAUGAAGUAUGCAAUGGAAGAGCAUGACAAACAUCGGCUAUGCAAGAGUGCUGACUAUAUGAACCUGCACUUUAAGGUGAAAUGGUUAUACAACGAAUAUGUCACAGAUCUUCCUUCCUUCACCAGCCGGGUUCCUGAAUACCCUGCAUGGUUUGAACCUUUUGUUAUCCAGUGGCUGGAUGAGAAUGAGGAAGUGUCACGAGAUUUCUUGCAUGGAGCAUUAGAACGGGACAAGAAAGAUGGGUUCCAACAAACCUCAGAACAUGCCCUUUUCUCCUGCUCUGUGGUUGAUGUCUUCUCCCAGCUCAACCAAAGCUUUGAGAUUAUCAAGAAGUUGGAGUGCCCUGAUCCACAGAUUGUAGGCCAUUACAUGCGCAGGUUUGCCAAGACCAUUAGCAAUGUCCUGCUGCAGUAUGCGGAGAUCAUCUCUAAAGGCUUUGCUUCCUACUGCUCCAAGGAGAAGGAAAAAGUGCCCUGUAUCCUGAUGAACAACAUACAGCAGUUACGUGUCCAGCUAGAGAAGAUGUUUGAAGCUAUGGGGGGGAAAGAGUUGGACACAGAAGCCAGUGAUAUCCUCAAGGAACUUCAGGUGAAGCUCAACAAUGUCUUGGAUGAACUAAGCCGAGUAUUUGCAACCAGUUUUCAGCCCCAUAUAGAAGACUGUGUGAAGCAGAUGGGAGACAUCCUGAGCCAAGUGAAAGGCACUGGGAAUGUGCCUGCCAGUGCCUGCAGCAGCGUGGCUCAAGAUGCUGACAACGUCUUGCAGCCUAUUAUGGACCUCCUAGAUAGCAACUUGACUCUCUUUGCCAAAAUUUGCGAGAAGACUGUCCUGAAACGAGUGCUGAAGGAACUCUGGAAGCUUGUCAUGAAUACAAUGGAGAAGACAAUUGUACUUCCUCCACUAACUGACCAGACGGGUACACAGAUGAUCUUCAAUGCAGCCAAGGAAUUAGGGCAGCUUUCAAAACUGAAGGAUCACAUGGUACGUGAGGAAGCUAAGAGUUUAACACCCAAACAGUGUGCUGUGGUGGAACUUGCUCUGGAUACCAUCAAGCAAUACUUCCAUGCAGGAGGAGUUGGUCUUAAAAAAACUUUCUUGGAGAAAAGCCCAGAUCUGCAAUCCCUGCGCUACGCCCUCUCACUCUACACACAAGCCACAGACUUGCUCAUCAAAACCUUCGUCCAGACCCAAUCCACUCAGGGCUCUGGAGUAGAUGACCCUGUGGGAGAAGUCUCUGUCCAUGUUGAGUUUUUCACCCAUCCUGGAACCAGCGAACACAAAGUAACAGUCAAAGUGGUAGCUGCCAAUGAUCUCAAGUGGCAAACAUCGGGAAUCUUCCGGCCUUUCAUUGAAGUCAACAUCAUUGGGCCACAUCUCAGUGACAAAAAAAGGAAAUUUGCUACCAAGUCCAAGAACAACAGCUGGUCCCCCAAAUACAAUGAGAGCAUCCAGUUCACCCUCGGCACUGAGACAGGCCCAGAGUGCUACGAGCUGCAAGUCUGCGUCAAAGACUACUGCUUUGCACGGGAAGACCGGACAGUGGGCAUCGCCAUCCUGCAGCUGAAGGACAUCGUGCAGCGGGGCAGCUGUGCUUGCUGGCUGCCGCUGGGCCGGCGCAUUCACAUGGAUGACACGGGCCUAACGGUGCUGCGCAUCCUCUCGCAGAGAAACAAUGACGAGGUGGCCAAGGAGUUUGUCAAAUUGAAGUCGGAUACGCGCUCAGCUGAGGAGGGCAGCAGCAGCUAAGACCAAUCUGCCUCCCCCUGACUUCCCCCUCCCCCUUGUUCCCUUCCACAGUCUGCUAGAAUUGCCUUCCCUUCUCUUCUCUUCCUGGUCCCUUCCCUCUUUUAUACAGCCAUGUCAAAGCCAUAGAGUUUUCAGAGCUGUCCUUUCUGCCCCUCACCCUGGCCCUUCCUGCUCCUCACUCUUUUAUUUGGGAGGUUUGCUUCCGCUGCCAAGGAUCACAAGUCACGCAUACCUUCUCAAAUACAUGUGCAUUGCCAAAUUCCCCCAUUAAGCAGAGAGAGGUGAGAGAGCAAAGAGUUUGUUCCUGGAAAGGAUCCUAAAAAAAAAUCAAAGAUGCUGCUGACUGCAUUUCAUCGUAAGCUCCCACCAUCCCCUCUUUCCUGGCACAUUUUUGCCCAAGAAGCAUCAGAAACUGCCUUCCAUUUAAUCAGGGUAUUUGUCAACCAACCCAGUAUUUCCAGCAUGAAUUGGCAGCUGCUCUCUAAGGCAGAUGUUUUUCAACCUUAGUAACAGUAAGAUGACUGGACUUCAACUCCCAGAAUUCCCCAGCCAGCAUGCUUGGCUGGGGAAUUCUGGGAGUUGAAGUUGACCCCUCAUAAGUUGCCAAGGUUGAGAAACAUUGCUCUGAGGUCUUCGUCAUAGAAGAGUAUUUCCCACUAAAUGCUGCCUAAUUUGUGAACUGAAAAUCCUGGGGAUUGAACUAGCAGCCAACUGUAAAUAAAAUAAAAAUCCCUGUGCCAAGUGGAAAUAAGGAUAAGUUACAAAAUAUAUAAUACUGGGAAAGGUAGCUUUCUUUGUCUUCACCCUUUUUCAACAGGGCUAAAGAAAUAUCAUCAGAAUCUUCCCUGCAAUUCUAGCACCAAGUUGCAUCAAGAUUAGCAGUGCCCCAAAGGCUGAUCUGAAGUUCACCCAAACUAUUCACAAUUAUCAGCUCACCGAGGCAAGGCUAGAGAAUGGCAGCUAGGGAUCUUGGGAUCAGCAUGAAACUCUUUUAUUGCUGUGGCCUUCAUGGAAGCCCAGCAAUCAGAUAAUGUUAGGAAUGUAGUCCAUCAACUGAAGGGCUAUGGCUUCCUUUUUUCUGUUCUAUUAUUUUAGGACAUUUUUUUCUCAUUUUAUUUUCCUUUAAGAAGUUCCUUUCCAUUACGAAGUUCUAGAUUUAAUUCCAGAAGUGAAGCAUGCAUUUUGCUACAGUCUUACAGUUCCAUUGCGUCAUUUUUUCUUGUCUCACGCACAAAUACAAAAACUUGAGUUACUGUUUGUAUAUGCAAUGUAUAUGCAUUGAAACUCUACUCCACCCUCAAAUCUUGACUGCAUCACAAAUACUGGGUGAGGUUUUAUCGAUGUUCAUGAACAUCGUCUCUGAGCAUUGGUCAAACACCACACUGCACUCUUGCUACCAUCAUGAUUAUUUCAUGAUUGACUUCUUUUUGUGGUGUUUGUUUACACAUGAACAUACAAAAGUAAUGCACGGGAGAACAGUGGACAGUUAAAAGUCUGAAAAUUGUGAUAAGAAUGUUAAGAAUCAUAGAAAUACAAAAGUGGACAGUUAUAAAUGCCUAAGUUUAUUUCCAUAUGGAAAUAAAACCAGGUAUUUCAGAAUGGUAGGGUACGUGGAAAAAUUCAGCCAAGGAGAAUUUGUAGGCAACUUUUCUGCAAACUUGGUAACAACAGCUUGGUGCAUGUGUGCUGACUCAAGCAAUCUUAUUUUACUCAAGGAAAGGAGCAUUCGAUCAAUGGGAUUGGCCCUGGCUCCUUUUCCACUGUGUCGUAAUUACUGGCUCUAUUCACAUAACACACCUAAUCUAAUCUGGUUUCUCCUUGUGAAUGUAGAGGGAAUGAGGGAGAGAUAUGUGAAUGUGGAGUGUCUGUGCAGUAUUUAUUUCACUACCAGUAAGAAGAUAAUACUCAAGUAGGGCCUUGUAGAUGUGGGAUUACACUGUAUGUAGUUUUGGAAAGAAUUCAAGGUUCGAGAGAUUCCAGGAGAGGGACAAAGGCAGAACAUUAAAGGGAGGAGAUAUUUGGGGGGGAAAGCAUGAGGUCCAAAGGAACAACGUUCCGUAAGAGAGCAGUUGUUUAUGGAAUUGCUGAGGAUGGCCCAACUUUUGGAAAAGUUAACUGAUCAUCAUGACUGUCCUAAAUCUCCUGAUUGAUGUCACAUCUGCAGAGGACUCCCCUUCUGAAAGCUGCAUCAAUUCUAACAGCUUGGCCAAUUCUGUCCAUAUGCUUCCUUGGCUCUACAGAUACAUGGAUUGAAUUGAUCAACCAGCCCAUCAGCUACUGUCAUUUGCCAGUUCCUUGCUUAACUGGCCUCCCCCCCACUUCCAGUUUGCUCCUCUGCCACUGAAAUACAGCUCGUUAUUCUCCUUCCUUGUUUGAUACCUGACAUGGAAUCAACUCUCACUGGUUGGGCAGCUCUAAACCAGUUAGAUCAACCUGAUAACUAUCUUGGCUUCCUAGAAAGGUGCCUUACAUCAGGCAGAUUAUUUUUUCAUUCUGAUCUUAAUUAUUUGCACCUGAUUGGCAGCUCAUCCCCCCCCCACACACACAAUAGGAUCCUGUUAAAAGCAGGCAUUCAGAAUGGCAACUGGGAUCUUCUGCAUAUAGCACAGGUAUUCCACCUAUGAUCUUGGUCUCCCCGACAUCUGGAAAUUGAAAGAUUUCCAAGGCAUCUUUGGAUGUGUAGUGGGCUGUCAUUGCUACAUUAGAGAACAUUCAAGAAUGCCCUGAAAUAAAGACAGUGAUGUCUACCUAAACCUAGAGGAAAGAUACAUCCCCUCUCUGGAAACCACAGUCACCUCUUCCAAACACUGCACAAACCUACUUCCAAGCUUAACUCCUCCCUCUAUUAGUCAGAACUCUCUUUUUCCUCCCCCAUUUGUCCCUCCUCUUUUUCAAAAAAUGUUUAAUUUUUUAUGAAUUGCUUGGGACCAAAGUAUCAGGAUUUUGAGUUGAAUGUUUACACACACAGACAUAUGCACAAUCCACCAGACUUCUAUAAAUUGCAUUUGAAAAAAAAUAAAAGGGGGGAAAAAGCUUAGGCAACAGUUGCAUCCAGGCAAACAGCUAUUGUGGCUAGCAAAUCAAAACGUGUGGCAAGGUGAUUUCAUCUCUUCCCUUCUUAACAGAGUUUUUUCUGGGGCAAGAUGGCACCAACAGCAGGAAAAUGUGUAGGUUACAAAUGAAAGUUGUCUGGAUCUUCUGCAAAAUUCUGUGAACAAGGCAGGACAAUCGCACAAUAAAAGCCUUGUCUUGAAAUCCUCUUAAGACUGCAGGGGAGGUAAAGCAAAAAUUUCCAUUUCUGUCUCCAGCACACUUCGGCACAAACCAAUCUGACACUGUCCCUAUCCUGCACAGUGAGAUGACAAGAAGCCAAGGGUAGGCAUCUCCCUCCAUCUUCCCCCCAAACUGGUUCCUCCUUCAAUUGUUCUUCUUUGGCAUGUGGUUGAAACGAACAACAAAAUGGAUCAGAAUAAACUUUAAAACCCCAAACAAUAAAAUGAAGUUAAUUCUAUUUGUGUAGCACACAUGUUGGAAUAUGUUUUCAUGUUGUCUGUUCUGUACAUACAUACCUGAAGUGGAUUGAGCAAUGGUUUUACCAACAAUGGAUGCAUGAUAGUGAGAUGUUUUGCACUAUUUUGAAAUUUUGGGGCUCUAUACAAAUAUUUUAUUAACUGACAUUAAAAAAUCAAAAACAAA